AUGGCUAUAACACAAACAUCAACUUUUCUUCAUAAGAGUGAAGGAGCCUCCCGAUUUUUCGCACAAGUCACCAACGAGACUCAGGGUCAGCUCGGAAUGAUAUGGCUACUUAGCUAUGCUGCACCCGAUCAAGAGACACAUGAUGCCGUGAACGCGGCAGACAGGUUGUUUAACAAUGCUGUGGCCACUUGGACCAGCCGAACAGAUCUCUUUGCACUUUUGCGAGCAGCCGCUGGUAAAGACGAAGAACUGGACCCAGAAUCAAGACUUUGGAUCCAGUCUAAGCUACGCGAUUUUAUUUCUGCUGGCCAUGGCUUGGCCGAUGAGAAGACCAUCAAGCAACAUCUGAGUAAAAGAUCCGUUAUUGACCAACUGCGGAAGCAGUAUAAUAAUAACUUGAGAAACAAUAACGCUGGCUUGUGGAUUGACGAAGCGGAUUUGAUCGGCAUCCCAGAAUCUGACAUGAAGAGCUGGACCGAAUACAACGGCAAGCGAUUUGUUCCUUUUGCAAACGGUGGCUACAAAACAGCAAUGGCUCGAGCUCAUAAAGCAAAAACGCGCGAAAGAAUGUAUCUAGCGGAGGAGGCAAAAGUUCCAGCCAACGUGGACAUUCUUCGAAGCAUCAUUAGCAUGCGAGAUGCUCAAGCGAGGCUGCUAGGAUUUGACAAUCACGGAUCAUUCCGUAUCCAAAACCGUGCCAUCAAAUCCACAGAGUACGUUCAGAAGUUUCUCGAACAGCUAAGGCAAUCGCUAGUGCCCCAUGGAAGAGAUGAACUACAGAUUUUGCGACAAGUCCGUGAUGAGCAUCGUCUUCUGAUUGAGAAUGUUGCAAAUGACGAUGGUUUCACCGAAGAUGAUCGGUUCUAUCCCUGGGACCUUGAAUACUACAAGCGCAUACACAGCUUGCGGUCACAAAUUGACGACACAGAAAUAUCGCAGUUAUUUCCCUUGGAGCACACUGUUCUAGCAAUGCUGCGGCUUUUUGAGUCCUUUCUUGGUCUCAAGUUCACACAGAUUUCCUCGGACCACUUGGACCCAGCGUGGAUAUGGCAUGAAGACGUCCAAAUUUGGGAAGCUUGGGAUAAUAAAGAAGGAGAGUUUAUUGGAUUUCUCUAUCUCGAUAUCCUAUGGCGCGAAAACAAGUAUAAGGGUUCGCAAAAUGUUAAUAUUAAAAGUGGAUAUUUGAAACCAGACAGCACUCGAAACUUUCCAGCUACGGUGCUUAUGUGUAGCUUUCCACGUUCAAAUGAGUCUAAUUGCGUGCUACUAAAGCACCGAGAGGUGGUAACAUUAUUUCAUGAACUCGGCCACGGAAUGCACGACCUAAUCUCUCAUUUCGGAGAGAUGCCAAGCACAUUAUUGGAGAAUUGGUGCUGGGAUCGCGAGGUUUUGAAGCACCUCAGCUGCCAUUAUACCCUUCUCAGCGAACAGUACUUAUCUGAGUGGCAUGAAAGGUACCCCGAUGCACCAGAUCCACCUGCUCAGAUACCAGAUGAUCUACUAGAAACUAUCGCCAAGACCAGGAAUACAAAUCGUGGUCUCAGGCUGUUGCACAUCCUGGUUGUUUCAAUUUUUGACCUCAAAAUCCACACUCCUCAGACGCACGAAGAGAUAGAACAAGUCGACUUGGGCAAGCUCUGGUAUGGCCUGCGAGAAGAGAUCGAAGGCUUAGAUAUGACUCGUUCACGGGCCGUUGGCCAUGAACAAGCGAUAUUCGGCCACCUCUUGAGCGGAUAUGAUGUGGGAUACUAUGGCUAUCUAAGCUGUCUAGCAUACGCCCAGGAUGUCUUUCAAGAAUACUUUGCAAAGGAUCUGCACAACCGAGACGCGUGGGAUCAUUUCCGUUACGAAAUCCUGGAAUACGGAGGAAGUCAUCCAGAUCAGCUCCAAAUGCUCCAAGAGUAUUUAGGACGAGAGCCAAACUAUAGCGCUUUACAGGAAAGCCUAUUACUGUAG
Messenger RNA from Trichoderma atroviride IMI 206040, 1956 nucleotides. The record is from RefSeq and is a predicted model, not a curated record. Lineage: Eukaryota; Fungi; Ascomycota; Sordariomycetes; Hypocreales; Hypocreaceae.